UGGGAUUCCAAGCUUGGGAUACACGCCCUCUGGGGGUAGAGCCCAAUACGGGAAACUACUGAAUGGAUUCAGAUCCGCAUAGCAACUGGUGACGUAUGGGGCCCUGCAGGGCUGCUGAGAGAAAAAGGAGCAAACGUAUUUCCUGUGCGCUGCCGGAAGCGCUGCUGCUAGUUCUGUAGGGAGUACUUGGGUGUUUUAGGUCUGCUUUUGACAGCGUUAUGGCAAAGACUGUGGCUUAUUUUUACGAUCCGGACGUGGGGAACUUCCAUUAUGGCACAGGUCAUCCCAUGAAACCUCACCGAUUAUCCCUUACACACAGUCUGGUUCUACACUAUGGACUUUAUAAGAAGAUGAUUGUCUUCAAACCAUACCAGGCUUCCCAGCAUGACAUGUGCCGAUUUCACUCUGAAGACUACAUUGACUUCCUUCAGAGAGUGAGCCCCAAUAACAUGCAAGGCUUCACUAAGAGCCUAAAUGCCUUCAAUGUUGGGGAUGAUUGCCCAGUUUUCCCUGGUCUCUUUGAAUUUUGCUCUCGGUACACAGGAGCCUCUUUGCAGGGUGCAACACAGCUAAAUAAUAAGAUCUGUGACAUUGCAAUUAACUGGGCUGGCGGACUGCACCAUGCUAAAAAAUUUGAGGCAUCUGGGUUUUGUUAUGUGAAUGACAUCGUUAUUGGCAUUCUUGAGCUACUUAAGUAUCAUCCUCGUGUUCUUUAUGUAGAUAUUGAUAUUCAUCAUGGAGAUGGAGUACAGGAAGCAUUCUACCUCACUGACAGAGUUAUGACAGUAUCAUUUCACAAGUAUGGGAAUUAUUUUUUCCCUGGUACAGGGGAUAUGUACGAAGUGGGAGCAGAAAGUGGAAGAUAUUACUGUUUGAAUGUUCCCUUAAGAGAUGGCAUAGAUGAUCAAAGUUAUAGGCACUUAUUCCAGCCUGUUAUCAAACAGGUGAUAGAUUUCUAUCAGCCCACCUGUAUUGUUUUGCAGUGUGGAGCAGACUCCCUGGGUUGUGACAGACUGGGGUGUUUUAACCUGAGCAUAAGGGGCCAUGGGGAAUGCGUUCAGUAUGUGAAAAGCUUCAAUAUUCCUUUGCUUGUUCUUGGUGGAGGUGGUUACACUGUGCGUAAUGUAGCUCGCUGCUGGACUUAUGAAACGUCGCUGCUUGUUGAUGAGACAAUUAGUGAAGAGCUGCCUUAUAGCGAAUACUUUGAGUACUUUGCGCCAGAUUUUACGCUUCAUCCGGAUGUUAGUACCAGAAUUGAAAACCAAAACUCCCGGCAGUAUCUAGAUCAAAUCAGACAGACCAUUUUUGAGAACCUAAAGAUGUUGAACCAUGCACCCAGUGUUCAGAUCCACGAUGUUCCAUCGGACAUUCUGAGCUAUGAGCGCACAGAUGAGCCAGAUCCAGAAGAGAGGGGUUCAGAAGACAACUACAGCAGGCCUGAAGCUUCAAAUGAAUUUUAUGAUGGUGACCAUGAUAAUGACAAGGAAAGUGAUGUUGAGAUUUAAAAAACAACCCUGAAAUGACAUUUUUCUAAGUGUACUCACGGCAGGCUGUGAGCCUAUACUUUACCAUUUUAUGAACUUCUCCCAUCAAUGUGCCUGGAUAAGGGUCAGCGGAUCCACUCCUAGGUUAUUUCAGGACAAUAUAUCCAGUUUGCCUGUUUUUUGGGGACAGGACUGUAUUAGAACUCGUCUACUUUUUGCAGGACUUUUUCCAAAAUGUUGGGACUUCCCACAUUUCAGAGAACAGCUCUCUUAACAGAGGGACUUUUUGCACUAACCGUGCAGCGAAGACUAGCUUUUUUUUGUAUAGUGUUACUGUUUAUUUGAUUUAUUCACAAAACAAGUUAUAUUGUUUUGAUGUUUUUUUUUAUUGUUAUUGGAAAUACCCAAAAUAUUAACUAGAUCACAUUGUUUAGGCACUUGCUCACGUUACUGUUGUUGCUGCAGCAGUAAAGGCUUACAUUUUUAGGAAUAAUUCAUGUGCAGUUAACCCUUUGUAAAUGCCUGUAAUAUGUAUAUUGCAGAUUUUCCAUUUAUUUACAGUGGAGCUGAGAAUUCGCUCUGAUAGUUGUGGGGUAGCUAAACAAACUUAGACCACUAUUUCACAUGGUGCACAUAAGAUAUGUGACUACCCUGUCUCUAUACAAGUAUAAUACAAGCUUUUGUUAAAAGUAACUGUAUGCUGGUACAGCUGGAACAAACCUGUGCAUUUACUAAGAAUUUUCCCUAAGAACCUCCAUCUAAGGGCCAUAUUUAUUAUAGUAUGUAAGCCAACAUCACUGGUGAUGUUGCCCAUGGAAAUCAAUCAGCAGUUAGAUUUGAAUGGCCACCUAUAAAUAUAAAGACAAAAGCAAAGAUCUGAUUGGUUGUUAUGGGCAACAUCACAGGUGUUGUUGGCUUAUAAUAAAUAUAACACUAUAAUAAAUAUGCCCCUUAAUGUGUUGGACAUAAACAACCCAGUUAAACUCUCAUCAUCCAGCUAAACCUUUUAGGCCAAGAGCUUUCCCUCACAAUGCAUUUCUUGUGGAUCCAGUUUCCUAUGUAUAAAUACACUUUAUUUUUUAUUAAACAUGAGGUUUGAUGUGAACAGAUCGUUGCUGGGCUGCAUAAUCAGAUUUUAUGCACUUGAAUUGAAGCUGCAGUGUUGUUUGCUUCAUUUCCUGAUAUUUGAGGCUAAAACAUGUAGAACAAAAUAACUAUUUUUAAAGGGUGUACUUUACCUUUAAUACUCAUCCUGAGUUUUAUGGUAAGCACCAACUGGUAUCCUACCCAGCCAAGAUUGAUAAUCAGGGAAUACUCUGUAUUGUGCACAACUGAAUGUUUGGGAUAGUCUUGUGUUGUAUAUUUUUAUGUUUUUUAAGUGCUCCUAUAUGAAAGUUGUAACAAAUGUGCUCACAUCCACAGCCCUUCUGGCUGAUUUGCCUUUGUUUGAAAAAGAGGCUUUCUGAUUGGUUGUGGAAUCAAACCUGAAAUCCAAUCACCCCUAAGAAUUCCAUAUACAUUUACAUAUAAUCUCUUUAAUUUCUGCUCAUUUGUUGUCAGUCCAUAUAUAUUUUAUAAAUAAACAAAAAAAGUUA
This is a messenger RNA of Xenopus tropicalis (tropical clawed frog), 3079 nucleotides long. RefSeq names its product histone deacetylase 3 (gene hdac3). NCBI's taxonomy places the organism in Eukaryota, Metazoa, Chordata, Amphibia, Anura, Pipidae. The record is from RefSeq and is marked provisional. Gene Ontology annotation, cellular component: chromosome; nucleus; cytosol. Gene Ontology annotation, molecular function: histone deacetylase activity; protein lysine delactylase activity; protein lysine deacetylase activity.